AUGUCUCAACUGCUAUAUAUUUCCUCAUUAUCUGUUUCCUUUAUCUCUGUUUCACCUCAACUCUAUUUCUCCUCUCUGUUUCCCAUCUCUGGCCUCUUUCUGUCAAUCCUCGUAUUUUCUACGCCUCUCCUUCGACUCACCAUCUAUGUCGAGGCUCUACAAUACAUCCUUUAUCCUCUGGAACCUUCCAUUAGGCUCCCAAUUCUGCUUCACUGCUUCCUAAGCUCCCCACAAAACCCCACUCAUAUUGGCUACACCUCCCCUCCACAUCAAAGCGGUGGUUACGCGUUACAUUCUACACCUCUAGGACCCUCUAUUAGGUCUACCCAAACUCCACAACUACCUCUGGUUAGGCUCCCCUCACCAGUAUUGGCACUAUCUCAUACCUCCUCGUAUGGCCUAGGCGGCUACUGCAUUUGCUUAGGCCCAGUCUGGGUAAAACCAGAGCAGGCCUUCUGUGCCGGGGCCUCACAGAUUACUGAUCCACCUGACCCCCAUCAUUGA
This is a messenger RNA of Lentinula edodes (shiitake mushroom), 504 nucleotides long. RefSeq lists its product as uncharacterized. Lineage: Eukaryota; Fungi; Basidiomycota; Agaricomycetes; Agaricales; Omphalotaceae. The coding region runs from base 1 to 504 and encodes 167 amino acids. The record is from RefSeq and is a predicted model, not a curated record. The transcript has a single exon.